AUGUGGCCCGCUGGUAGUAGGGGCGGAGCCAAGCUGCAAUAUUUGAAUUCAGUUGCUGUUAGGAAUGUACUUACUCGGCCAACUAAACUGCCUAGGAGGGACUCGAUAUCGUUAUUCCGUCGGCUUGAUAUAAGAAGUUUGUGUCAUGUAGCACGUCGAAAGACCUUUUCUCAUAACAGAAAUUUGAACAGUUCCCAACUAGAUAAAUUUCAGCCCUUCUGUAAUCGUACCAUCGUUCACACAAUAUUCAAUACAAGUUAUGUAUCUGGGUUGAAUACUAGAGGCAGACAUUUCUCCAAUCAGGAGAGUUCGCCAGGUAAAGGAUUUGGUGAGUCUGAGAACAUUUCAUUUUUGCCCCCCAAUUUCAACGCUGAUGGAAAUUUGAGUGAAGAAGACUACAUAUUUGACUGGGCAACGGAACAACUUUCACGAGAAAUAGGAUCACAUGGCCCAACUACAGAGAUCAGCUGUACUGUGCUCGACGAGCACGGAAAGGUUGUUGAAGUGUCGAAGAAGUUUAGCAGAAAAGACUUCUUGGCGGAGCAUAAUCUUCAUCCGAGAGACUUGCGUAAUAUAGACAGUCCUAAGGUGCGGUUGAUCCCAUCUAUUCUAGUAAGAAAAGACUGUAUUUUAGUCAAUAUGCUGGAGCUGAGGGCAGCUAUUCGACACAAUCAAGUUUUAAUAUUUGACUCUGUUGACAAAGGUAAUAAAUCUCUUAUUGCGAAGCUCAGUCUGCUGGUUUAUGAUUUAGAGAAUAAACUGGGCUCCUGCACAGGGAAGCAGGAUGAUAUUCAUGGGUUUGCUGCCUCGCAGUCAUAUGAACUGAAGGCACUGGAAUGCAUUCUCAUGCACGCGGUGGCCAAUUUAGAUAUUGAAUUAAAGGGUCAGCUAUCAGUGUUGAAUGGUAUCCUCGUGAAUCUUGAGGACCAUGUCGACCGAGAUCUACUACAGGAGCUGCUUGUGCGAAAUAAGGCCAUGGCGCUGUUUUACCAAAAAAUCCUACUCAUCCGAAAUGUAAUAAAUGAGUUGCUAGACAAUGAUGAAGAUUUAGUAGCCAUGUAUUUGUCUGAGAAAGUACAAGGCAUUGAACGUGCUUCUACUGACCAUGCAGAGGCUGAAUUGUUAUUAGAGGCCUAUUACAAACAAGUUGAUGAGAUUGUUCAGCAGGCUGAACAGGUCAUUUCGAAUGUUAAAAGUACUGAAGAAAUCAUAAAUAUUAUGCUUGAUUCAAACCGCAAUUCUCUCAUGUUAUUUGAGCUGAAAAUAAUGAUAGGCACCCUGGGGUUUACAAUUGCAAUGUUUUUCGCCGCUCUCUAUGGAAUGAAUCUAAAGAAUUUCAUGGAGGAGUCUGAUUAUGGCUUCACUGGGACCACAGUUGUAAUCUGUGCCAUUGCUGGUGUUGUUACUGUUCUAAACUUUAAAAAGCUUGCCAUUGUGAAGCGUGUUACUCUGAUUGGUCACGGAGGGGACUCGCCAAUCCCCCGUCGGUUCCUUCAUGGAUCACAGCGUCUCAAGCAGGCGUUACCAAACAUACCAACGGGAAAUCCUGUUCCAUUACCACGCAAACGUUUCUGGCACUGGUCGCGCCGUCACACUCGACGCAAUGAGUAUGAUCACCACAAACGUGCCGUCAUGUGGCGGUGGCUUGUUGAGAAACGGGAUGCUUAG
Messenger RNA from Sugiyamaella lignohabitans, 1668 nucleotides. RefSeq names its product Mrs2p (gene MRS2). NCBI's taxonomy places the organism in Eukaryota, Fungi, Ascomycota, Dipodascomycetes, Dipodascales, Trichomonascaceae. Gene Ontology annotation, biological process: mitochondrial magnesium ion transmembrane transport. The record is from RefSeq and is a predicted model, not a curated record. Gene Ontology annotation, molecular function: magnesium ion transmembrane transporter activity. The coding region runs from base 1 to 1668 and encodes 555 amino acids. The transcript has a single exon. Gene Ontology annotation, cellular component: mitochondrial inner membrane.